Molecule: messenger RNA, 870 nt
Organism: Vittaforma corneae ATCC 50505
Lineage: Eukaryota; Fungi; Microsporidia; Nosematidae
Exons: 1
Coding region: 1-870 (289 amino acids)
Source: RefSeq, a predicted model, not a curated record
AUGGAGAGUAUACCGGAUGGAGCGGCCAUAAAUAGUCCACGAGGCUGGUACGAUGUUAUAGAAAAGUAUUUUUCGCCUGGUUUUGCUUGCAGAUAUGAUCAAAGACUCCAAGUACUAAACCAAGCUGGCGAUUAUCUUAAAAUCAGUGUGGUGACCCCGACAGAUGACAAUUCAAGCUUAAGUAAACAGAUAAGAUCUAUGUUCCUAUCAGAGACCAUUAAUGAUAUGCUGAGAAAUGACUUUUCCAAACUUGGUGCUAUGCCGUUUCAGAUCAACUUUAUUCUGGACAAUGGCCUAUUCCCACUCUUUGGCGGCUAUCUUCCGCUUACGUUAUUAACUUUCACAGCUCUUAUAAUGUAUUUCUGCUACCAAAGCAUUCAAAAGAGGCCCACCCUGUUCUUCAUUCUGAAUGUAUUUUACAUGUGUUUUACGUUAGUGUCACUGGCCAUGAGUGACGGAUAUUUGACUGCACUAUUUAUGAGCCGUUCAAAUUUUGCUGCCAAAGCAGAAUCCAAUUUUAAACUAUUUGAAUAUUUUGUUAGGCUUCAAUCAAUGGAGUGGAUUCUCAUGAAUAUGUUCGUGAUUAUGACAUCUACACUUACCUUAUUUUUCCAUAUAGUUUAUAAUGAAAGACACGGCGUGUCAAAAAAAUCAUUUAUUCUUAGAACUGUGGUGAUAGUGGCUUUAAUGCUAUCAUUUAUCUUAUUUUACUUGCGAUCUAAUACGUUUUUCGACCUGCUGUCGCCGGUGUACUUUACCUAUGCAAGCCAUUUGCAUCUAGCAAAUAUAGCAUGCGGUCUUAUUUAUAUUGUUUGUUUCGUGAUUGCUUUUUCUCAUUUAGCUUACCGAAGAUUAGAUGAAAUAAUUUAA